AUGUUAAACCCUAAUUAUAACAUACCAGACAGAGAAACAAUAUCGAAUAGCUUAAUACCACGGCUCUAUAACAAUAUAAAAGAAGUCAUUUUAAAAAAACUAUCCGAAGUUGAUGCAGUAUGUCUAACUACAGAUGGGUGGACUUCAAUCAAUAAUCAAAGUUUCAUUUCAAUUACCGUCCACUUUAUUGAUGAUGAUAAUGGAAAGCAAAUAAUUAAAUCCUAUCUUUUGGGCUGCAUUCCUUUUGAUGAACGACAUACAACUGAAAACGUAUCAGAUCAACUAAAAAUUCAGGCAGAUGAAUGGGGAAUUUCUAAUAAAAUAGCUUGUGUCAUAUCGGACAACGCUGCCAAUAUAACUGCAGCAAUAAAAGCUACAUCUUGGGCUCUUUUUCCAUGUUUCGCACAUACCUUCAAUUUGGUCCUGCAAGCUGGAAUAAUGGAAAUUCAAGAACAAGUUAACAAGGUUAAGGCCAUCGUGCAAUUUUUUAAAAAGAAUUCCAGUGCUUUAACUAAACUAAGAGGUAUGCAAACGCAAAUGGGGCUACCUGAACUAAAAUUAAAAGAAGAUGUCGGAACAAGAUGGAACUCUACGUAUGAUAUGCUCUCAGGAAUAUUAUUGGUUAAACCAGCUGUUGUCGACUUAUUAGCUGGUGAUGAGCCCCAUCUUAAUACACUAUCACUAUCUGAUUGGAAUAUUUUAGAAAAAUCAGUUAAGGUUUUGAAACUAUUCUACCAAAUUACUGAGGAAAUUAGCGCGGAAACCAGUGUAACUAUAUCUAAAGUUAUCUUGUUUGUUAAAUACAUGAGUUACCAUUUACAAAAAUGUAUAAACAUACAAAACCCACCAGAAAUAAACAACUUAUUAGAAAAGUUGCAGGCCCAGAUAAACCUAAGAUUUGAAGACUUAGAAUCCAAUGAAGUAACAAGCGAAGCUACAUUUCUUGAUCCGCGGUUCAAGAAGUAUGGAUUUGCUUCUGAAGAUCAAUAUGAAAAUACUGUAAAAAGUAUAAAGUCGAAAAUAACACAUUUUGAUGUACCUGCAAAUACCUCUUAUCAAUCACCUUUACUUGUUGAACCUAAUUUACCGUCCGAGUCUAAAUCAAAGGUAUUAUCUAUUUGGGACGAUUUCGAUAGAAAAGUUCAGAACUUCCUAGCUAGUAGGGCAAAUCCUGUGGCUGCUAGUAUCAGAGAGGUAGAAAAAUAUAUUACUGAACCCCUUCUUAGGAGAACAGAAGAUCCACUGCAAUGGUGGGAGGAAAGAAAAGUAUUAUAUCCUCGCCUUUAUAAGCUAAUGCGGAGAAGAUUAUGUGUUGUAGCUACAUCCGUUCCAAGCGAGCGAAUAUUUUCAAAGGCUGGAGAACUUAUCAGCGAGAAACGAAGUCGACUUAAAUCUGAACAAGCUUCUCAAGUUUUAUUUUUACAUCAUAAUCUUUAAUAUGCCUAUUAGUUCAUUUGAUUAUAUAAGUCUCUCAGAAGCACAAUAGCCUAAGUAUAAAAUUGAUGUUUUGAUAUAUCGGCAAAUAAAGAAUUGAGCUAAAAAUGAAACCAUUGGUUUUUUUAUUAAUCAGUAUUAUUUUAUUCACUUACACAAACCGUCCUGGAACCGUAUACAUUAUAUGAGUCGAAUGAGC
This is a messenger RNA of Diabrotica balteata, 1633 nucleotides long. The record is from the annotation of a GenBank genome assembly. NCBI's taxonomy places the organism in Eukaryota, Metazoa, Arthropoda, Insecta, Coleoptera, Chrysomelidae.